This is a messenger RNA of Lepisosteus oculatus (spotted gar), 1597 nucleotides long. It is a transcript of the gene tmem110l, whose product is annotated as transmembrane protein 110, like. The record is from RefSeq and is a predicted model, not a curated record. Lineage: Eukaryota; Metazoa; Chordata; Actinopteri; Semionotiformes; Lepisosteidae. Gene Ontology annotation, cellular component: membrane.
GCAAGAGUGACGUCAGAAUGUAGCUUUCCAUUGUGUUGCUAAUUUAAAAGGAGAUUCCGUCAAAUCGUCUUUGUAACUUUGUUCUUCAAGUUUUUUUUUUCCAUUUCUUAAGUUGUGUUAGAGUCGCUUUUUUCCCGCAAGGAGGAUGAAGUAGGUUGGAUGAAGGAAUCGCUAAACUUCCCAUCGGUGUCCGAAUGAAAUUUAAAUCGCUUUUGUCUUUUCUCGGGAAUCACUGUUGGGUGCAAAUUCCCAAUCCAAGGAAAAGUCUUGGUCGUCCUUUGUUGGCCACGUUGGGUUGUUUUUAAUCGCUAUGGAUCUUUACCAAUUUAAGGACAUCUUUCUGGUUAAGAGAGUGUUUGCUCUCGAGAAUAUGACAGAUUUUACAAAUGCUAAAUCACAUGGAUGCCAUAACGGAGCUCUAAUGGACAGAUUUGGAGUUUUAAUACAAGGUCUACUUGCAAUUAUUGCCUUCAGCACUUUGAUGAUAAAAAGGUUCAGAGAACCCAGAGAAGAGAGGCGACCAUGGAGAAUUUGGUUUUAUGACACAUCUAAGCAAGCUAUUGGAGCUCUCUUCAUUCACUUUGCCAAUGUGUUCCUGUCCAAUUUCACAGAAGAGGAUCCAUGUUCCUUAUACCUCAUGAACUUCCUGUUGGAUGCCACUCUGGGGAUGCUUCUGAUCUGGAUCGCCGUGAAAGUUAUCACCAGGGUGGUGGAAUACAAACAGUUUACAUUGCUUACCUUUGGAGAAUAUGGAGACCCCCCUCAAGUGUCUGCAUGGAUAGGACAGUGUGGGGUAUACAUGCUUAUCAUGGUUUUUGAGAAAACCGUGAUAAGUCUUGUUCUGCUUAUUCCUGGCUGGACCAAACUUCAAGACGUUUUGUUGGACUAUAUCCCGAACCCACAGCUGGAGCUGGUGCUGGUCAUUCUGAUUGUGCCUUUCGUUGUUAACGCAAUAAUGUUCUGGGUUGUUGAUAGCUUGAUGAUGAGGAAAUACAAGAACCAGAAGCCAACGGAGAGCCCCCAGAGCAACAAAUCAGACGAGGCCCCAGCAAGAGCAGUCGAUGAGGAGUCACAGGUGCUGUUGACUAAUGAAAAUGACAACGAUCUAUUGGAAAAGCAAGCUUAACGGAGAGGCCCUCAAAUGUGAUUGGAGGCAGAUAGAAAAGGCAAAGUGUCCAGCAUGCCAAGACCAGUAGCUGCCCCUGUUAUCCUUUGAGAGUUUGCUGCAGCUCGCAAGAAUGGGAUUGGUGAAUGAUAGUUCAACUAAUGGAAGAUAAACAUAAAACUGUUCACAUAAGAUAAGAAACUUAAAAAUUUGCAGGGUUUCUUGGGUUAUAAAAUAUAUACAAAGUUACUGUCUUAUUGCUGCAUUUGACAAAAUGUACAUUUCUACUUCACAAAACUGAGUAUUUUUACGGUUUUGAGUUACUAUCAAAUCUAAGGGUUUUGUAUUUGUUCAUUUUUGUGUCACUGUGCUAAGUUGUGAAUGUAUGAAUUGUGUAUGUUCGUACAUGUAUAUUUUUGACCUACUGACUUCAUACAGUGACAUACAUACUGCAAAAAUACUGUUUCAGAAUUAAAUUAUCUUUCUAGUGCA